AUGGAUACCAGAAUGACUCGGUCCAUGUCAAAGCGGAGACAAGAAGAUGCGGAAUCUCCUGCUCUUUCGGAUUUCAAACGUCGGCAGACUGAUUGGCCUGCUCCAUCCCUGUCCUCCGGGCCGAGUAUCUCCUCAGUUGAGCACGCAAGUCAAAACACAUGGGAGGAGCUGAAGGCACUGGCGUUCAAGCGCAUUAACGAGUAUAAGUGUUACGGGCGCGAGUAUGAAGACAAACUUGAAAACGUUCUUACUGAAGCACUGCAAUGGUUACCAGAAGGCGGUCGCGAUGCGCUCGCUCAAGAUAUCAUUGACGUCCGGGGGGAUGAUCAAAUGCUUUACGAUGUUUUUGCGAAUUUCCGUACUGCCGUUAUGGAGGCUAUUAAAUCCGUGAGCAAGGAGCCUGUUACGCCGUCACCUCACCAUAAGCGUCAGAAAAGCAUCGAUAGGGUCGCGGCUAGGCUACCAGAACCCCUAAGCCGCUCAGAUGACUGGGUCCGGGAUUGUCGCGAGCGGGAUGGUAAUCACUGUGUUAUUUCGUACCCCUUUGAACACGAGAUGCCACAGGAGAGGCAUCUCCCGAGAGCAAAUAAUCAAGGGCAACAACGAGAUUAUCUUGAAGUUCAUCAUAUCAUACCAUUCUCUUUGGGAGGCUUUAACAAAAAGGAUGAUCAUGAUACCGCGAUCAAGUGGUCUUCGAUUUACACCGCAUUCCCGAAGACCAAGGCGAUUGCAGCCUCAAAGAUCAACACCUUGGAAAAUGGCAUAACCCUUCGCCAAGAGCUACACAGAGCCUUUCAGCGUUUCCUGAUUGCGCUUCGACCGACGGGAAUUCCUAACUGUUACGAAAUUAAAAAAUGGCAACCAGACGAGCAUGAAUUAGCGCUUCGAUUACUUUUCAAUUAUCAAUUACCGGCUGGUGCUAUAGUAACCCUUCGACAGGCGGUCGGGCACGCGGAUAAGCCACUUCCAAGUACUGAUCUCCUCGAUAUGCACUGGCGCGUUUGCGAGAUUUUCCAUGCAUCCGGAAUGGCCGAAGAAGUAAAGUUGGUGGAACAACGAUGGUUCAAGCUCAAGCACGAUUUAUGUGGUCGUUCCUUGCCGGAGGACGGAUCAUUGAACCUUGAGGAGGUGCUACACGUAGCCUUUGCUGACCAUAUCCAGGUUUAG
This is a messenger RNA of Penicillium diatomitis, 1167 nucleotides long. Its product is annotated as HNH endonuclease signature motif containing protein. Lineage: Eukaryota; Fungi; Ascomycota; Eurotiomycetes; Eurotiales; Aspergillaceae. The coding region runs from base 1 to 1167 and encodes 388 amino acids. The transcript is spliced from 4 exons. The record is from RefSeq and is a predicted model, not a curated record.